Molecule: messenger RNA, 1623 nt
Organism: Aspergillus calidoustus
Lineage: Eukaryota; Fungi; Ascomycota; Eurotiomycetes; Eurotiales; Aspergillaceae
Source: the annotation of a GenBank genome assembly
GUGGGGUCCAAAGAAAAGCCCCACUCGUCCCAUUUAAUUUAAUCUCGAUGAAACUAACGAGAUUGUCCGGUCCAGGCGCAUCGAAGUGCUCGGACCAAUUGAUCGUACGACAAAGCAGUGCUGUCACUAGACCCUUGUCUAGUAGUCUCUUGAGGCCGCGCUCAGGCUUGCGCAAUCUCCUCGCAACAACCGCGGCAGUGAGCACAAGGUGGCUUUUAACGGAAACCCGCCACGGGUCUGCUUCCGGCCUAUUUAAGAUCCGAAUCGCCGAUUGUAAUGUCUUAAUUCUCGGAUUGUUCUGCCCUGUCGCUGAACCACUUGCUUCCCAUAUUGGCCGACCGCGAGAGAUGAGCAAUUCAUUUGGAGGUGUGGACACGGUGGACACCUCGUACUGCGGUGAUCGACUCCUUGGCGUCUCGAUCGCCAUCGCAGUUGUUCAGAUCGUUGUAGUCCCUGCCCGGUUUUAUACGCGGUAUAUCCAGCACGUUACGUGCACUCUUGAUGAUUACCUCAUUAUUCCUGCCUUGAUUGCAAGCCUGGGGCAAUCGGCGUUAUAUAUCGUAUUGCUCCAGGUCGCAGGACUGGGAUACCACUUUAAAUAUAUCCAACAAACGCCCGAAAAGCUAAUCGCUUUGCAAAAGGGUCUCCUCGCAAACCAAAUCCUAGACUUUCCAUUCACCGUCACCCCAGCAAAAUUGUCAAUUCUGCUCUUCUACCUCCGCAUCUUCGAAACCCGCUCUUUCAAGAUGCUAUCCUAUAUCGUCGGGUCCCUUGUGUUGUGUCACGGAACCGGCGUCUUCUUCGCUGCAAUCUUCCAGUGCUGGCCUAUACAGUACACGUGGGACAAGAAAAUCGUCGGGGGAUCGUGUUUCAACCAACAGGCAUUUUAUCGAUAUGUAUCGCUGCCGAACAUCUUGACCGACUUUGUGAUUCUGAUUAUGCCGAUGCCGCUUGUUUGGAAGUUGCAGACGAGGUUGACGCACAAGUUGGCACUCACUGGGGUUUUUCUUCUAGGAGGAUUGGGCCUAGUAACCAGCAUCCUGCGCAUGGUGAUCUUCUUUCAGGAGAGCGCAUUGACUGAUCCAACCUGGACCUCAGUUAACCUCGGCAUCUGGACCGUGCUCGAAGGAGGGAUCAUCAUUAUCGCGGCCUGUCUCCCCUCCAUAUGGCCGUUGAUUGUGCGGUUCCUCCCUAACAAGCUGAGGAGCAAGAACCGCGGUACUUCCGGGGCAGCUUGGGGGAAAACAUCCCCGGGGGCAAACCACCUGACCCCGAAACUGAAUGGAACUCUGGGCAGCAAGUUUUCUAGGCUUGUAGAGGGUGCGAGUAGAGGCGGGCGGAUGGAUGGGGCAAGUAACGAUGGAGAAGAGUCUAUGCACAGUCAAGCAAGAGUGAUGCGCGAUAAUAUUUCGCUGAGGAGCCUGAAUACGGAUCAAAAGGAGGGAGGGACUUGGAAAGAUGGGCCCGUUUAGAAAAUAUACUCGGCCUAAAUGUAGCGAAAAAGAUCAGUCAAAUGGCGGUCGCCGCGAUCCAUUGUUAUAUUGGUUCUUCCCUCAGUCCCUUUCCAAUUUAUCAAGGCACAAAUGUUAGAAAACAAAACCAAAAUAACUAGACUAAUCUAGG